Brassica napus (rape) is the source of this 726-nucleotide messenger RNA. Its product is annotated as histone H4. The transcript has a single exon. The coding region runs from base 185 to 496 and encodes 103 amino acids. The record is from RefSeq and is a predicted model, not a curated record. Gene Ontology annotation, molecular function: structural constituent of chromatin; protein heterodimerization activity; DNA binding. NCBI's taxonomy places the organism in Eukaryota, Viridiplantae, Streptophyta, Magnoliopsida, Brassicales, Brassicaceae. Gene Ontology annotation, cellular component: nucleosome. Gene Ontology annotation, biological process: nucleosome assembly.
AACGCAUCUUUUCGCUGUAUACACGGAUCGACAAGCUGAGCCGUUAGAUCAACUACGCGAUCUGAUUUCCUAAAUUACAAGGUUCCCUUAGUUUCCUAUAAAAUCAAUUUCCACAUUUUUUUUCUCCACAAUUCAACUCUAACCUCGAUUCUUCUUCAUCACAAACUUUCUCAAUCGGAAAAAAAUGUCGGGCCGUGGAAAGGGAGGAAAGGGUUUGGGCAAAGGAGGAGCCAAGCGUCACAGGAAGGUUCUGAGAGACAACAUCCAAGGGAUCACCAAGCCGGCGAUUCGGAGACUGGCUCGUAGAGGUGGAGUCAAACGUAUCAGUGGUCUCAUCUACGAGGAGACACGUGGCGUCCUCAAGAUCUUUUUGGAGAACGUCAUCCGUGAUGCCGUUACUUACACCGAGCACGCCAGGAGGAAGACGGUGACCGCCAUGGACGUCGUCUAUGCUCUGAAGAGGCAGGGGAGGACUCUCUACGGGUUCGGCGGUUAAGGGUCUUCUUAGAUUCGCGUUUGCGUUUCUGGGUUUCUUUUCCGGAAAUUUCUAAUCAAAUCAUGUUCUACUUAGCGUUUGCGUUUGAAUUAUGUCUGGGUACGGCGUUUAUGUGUUGCGGUAGCGUUUCGUUUUAUAUGUAAUUGCGCCUUUUAUCUUAUGUUUUUAGCGAUGCAAUGUCGAAGUAAUCCAAGGUUAAGUUUCUGGUAAAAUAUAUUCGAAUUUUUUUU